Molecule: messenger RNA, 5798 nt
Organism: Daktulosphaira vitifoliae (grape phylloxera)
Lineage: Eukaryota; Metazoa; Arthropoda; Insecta; Hemiptera; Phylloxeridae
Gene: didum
Product: unconventional myosin-Va
Exons: 34
Coding region: 203-5605 (1800 amino acids)
Biological process (GO): vesicle transport along actin filament; actin filament organization
Cellular component (GO): cytoplasm; vesicle; myosin complex
Molecular function (GO): microfilament motor activity; ATP binding; actin filament binding
Source: RefSeq, a predicted model, not a curated record
UACCUACACUAAUAGUCAUCUGUGAUUGUCUAUUCAUUUGUUGGCAAGAUAUCAAAACUAUUCAUUUGUUAAACUAUACUAUUAUUAAGUUCGUUAAAAUUUUUUGAAUAAUUUUAAAUACGUUUUGAAUAGAUAUUCAAUGGCAUCUUUCAUUUUAAAAAACGUUAAAAUUUUCAGUUGAAAUCCACAUAAGAAAUAAACAAUGGCUGAAGACAUAAAAAAGCUUUAUGUUGUGGGAACUAAAAUCUGGGUGCCAUGUAAAUCAGAAGUAUGGCAAGCUGCUGAGAUUAUAGAAUCUUAUGAUGGACAAAAGUUAGUAAUAAGAAAAACAAAAGAUGGGAUUGAACAAGUUCUUAAAGUUAAUUCAGAAGAAGAGUUGCCACCGCUUCAAAAUCCAGACAUCUUAAUAGGAGAAAAUGACUUAACAUCAUUGUCAUACUUACACGAGCCAGCUAUUUUGUAUAACCUUUAUUGCCGUUUUGUUCAAAGUCGUGCCAUUUACACUUAUUGUGGAAUUGUUCUUGUUGCUAUAAAUCCUUAUCAAGAUCUUGAUAUAUAUGGAAUUGACACAAUGAUGACUUAUAGGGGCCAGACAAUGGGAAGCUUAGACCCACAUGUAUUUGCUGUAGCUGAACAAGCAUUCAAUAAAAUGGAAAUAGAGAAUAAUAACCAGAGUAUUAUUGUAUCUGGUGAAUCGGGAGCUGGUAAAACAGUUUCUGCCAAAUAUGCGAUGAGAUAUUUUGCUACAAUAAGUGGCUCAGAGACUGAAACACAAGUAGAGAAAAAAGUCCUUGCAUCAAGUCCUAUUAUGGAGGCAAUUGGAAAUGCUAAAACUACUAGAAAUGAUAACUCUUCCCGAUUUGGUAAAUAUAUUGAGUUACAUUUUGAUGAUCGUAAUCAUAUUAUUGGUGCUAGUAUGAGAACAUAUCUUCUUGAAAAAAGUCGUGUUGUAUACCAAGCAAGUGAAGAACGAAAUUACCAUAUAUUUUAUCAGUUAUGUUCUGCUCGUCAUUUGUUUCCUCAUUUAAAAUUAGGAAGCUCUGAGGAGUACUUAUACUUAUCCUGCCAAUCUUGUAGUAAGCUUGACGAAGAAAAUUUCAAUGAAACGAUUCAAGCUUUAAAUACAUUAGGAUUUUCUCAAGAAGAUCAAGAUCUUAUGUGGAGGGUUUUAGCAAGUAUUUUGCAUUUAGGAAAUGUACAAAUAACUGAUCGAUCUCAAAGAAGUGCCGGAGAUGGUGAUUCAUGUUUUAUAUUGCAAGAUGAACCUAGCUUACAUAUUUUUUCAUCUUUACUUGAUGUUGAUUCUGGUGAAUUAUUAAAAUGGUUAUGUUACCGAAAAAUUGUUAGUAUGAGAGAAACUUAUGAAAAACCCAUGACUGUUGAAGAGGCAAUUGGAGCCAGAGAUGCAUUAGCCAAACAUAUGUAUGCAUCACUGUUUCAAUGGUUAAUAUCAAUAAUGAACAAAACUAUGUGUGAGACUUCUCCAACUGGAUCAUGUCCUAUUAUUGGUGUAUUGGAUAUUUAUGGUUUUGAAAUGUUUGAAUUAAACAGUUUUGAACAAUUUUGUAUCAAUUAUGCUAACGAAAAACUUCAACAACAAUUUAAUUUGCAUGUAUUCAAAUUAGAGCAAGAGGAAUAUGGUAAAGAAGGAAUUGAGUGGAAAUUCAUAGAUUUUUAUGACAAUCAGCCUUGUAUUGAUCUAAUAGAAUCUAAAUUAGGUAUACUAGAUUUAUUAGAUGAAGAAUGUCGAAUGCCACAAGGUUCUGAUGCAUCAUGGACACAAAAGUUAUAUACAAAAUGUACAAAAUGGGACAGAUUUUCUAAACCUAAAUUUGCCGGUAGUGCAUUUACUAUCAAACACUUUGCUGGAGAUGUUGAAUAUUAUUCUAAUGGUUUUUUGGAUAAAAACAAAGAUACUGUUAUUGAAGAUCAGGUGAAUGUUUUAAGAAAUGGUAAGAAUUCUUUGUUGCGAUCAAUGUUCAUGAUAGAUAAUUCAAAUGAACAUAGAUUAAGUAUACCAGAUCGUAGAUCAGGCGUUCUUAGUACACCAAAAUCAGCUACAAUAGGGCCAACUCCAAAAUCUCGAAUGCUCACUCCUAUGCGACCUAUUUGUGCUACAAUUGGUUCACCAUCACAAACAAAACAAAACAAAAAGACUGUGGGCUCUCAAUUUAGAGAUUCUUUAAAUGCUCUUAUGACAACACUUAAUGAUACAACUCCACAUUAUAUUAGAUGUGUAAAGCCUAAUGACCUUAAAUUACCAUUUGUCUUUGAUCAUCAACGAGCUGUUGAUCAAUUAAGAGCUUGUGGUGUUCUAGAGACAAUACGUAUUAGUGCAGCUGGAUUCCCUUCUCGAUGGUCAUAUAUUGAUUUUUUUUCAAGAUAUCGUAUACUACUUAAAUCUAAUAAAAUUAAUAGAAAUGAUCCAAAAUUAACAUGUCAACGUAUUGUUGAAGAACAAAUUCAAUCCGAAGAUAAUUAUAAAUAUGGAAAUACAAAAAUAUUCUUCAGAGCAGGUCAAGUAGCAUAUUUAGAAAGAAAACGUGGAGAUAAACGAAAAGACUGUAGUAUAACUAUACAAAAAACUUGGCGUAGUUAUAUAUGUCAAAAAAAAUACAAACAAAUUCAACGUAGUGUUUUAUUAAUACAGAGAUAUGGAAGAGGCCUCCUUGGUCGACGUUUAACAGAAAAUCUUCGUCAAAAUCAAGCAGCUAUAAAAAUUCAAAAAGAAAUACGACGAUGGUUAUGUCAAAAAAAAUAUUUACGUGCACAAAGAGCUACUCUUACAAUACAAUGUUAUUAUCGUGGAUAUGUAGCUAGAAAAUUUACACAAAACUUAAGAGAAAAUAUUGCUGCUGUUCAAAUUCAAUCAGUAGUUCGAAUGUGGCUUUGCUAUCGUCACUAUCACAAUACAUUAGAUAAAAUAAUUAAAGUUCAGUGUUGUAUAAGAAGAUGGUUUGCUAGGAAAUGUUUAAAAGCAUUAAAGAAAGAAGCACGGUCUGUAGCUCAUGUAACCAAAUUAAAUAAAGGAUUGGAGAACAAAAUUUAUAUGAUGCAACAAAAGAUUAUUGAACUGAAUAAUCAAAUAUCAACUACAAAAUUAUUAGAAAAUGAACUUCAAGAAGCUAAACAAAAGUUAUCAGAUCAAAAAAGUAUUUCUUUAGAAUUAAUAGCAUUAAAAAAAAAAGUACAGCAUGAUGAAACUAAAUUUAAUACUUUAACUAUGAAAUAUGAAAGUGAAAAGAAGAUAACUGAAGAAAAACUUGAAUUUUACAAGGAAAAAUUGAAAACUGAUGAAAACAGUCUCAUGGAAGCACAAAAAAUUAUUAGUGAUUUAAAGUUAACUCUCUUACAAGCAAAACAAGAUAAUGAAAAAAAAAUUAAUGAAAUCCACGAGAAUUGGAAAAUGAAAUAUGAUGAUGAGAUACUCAAAGCACGACAAGAAACUGAAGCCGAAAAAAGUAAAUAUCAAAAGUUAUUAUCAGAAAAGCGUUUGGUAGAAGAACGAUUAGAAAUAUUAGAAUGUCACUCUAACUCUACAUCUGUUGAACUAAAAUAUAAUGGUUCUGAUCUUAGUAUUUUGCCAUCUAUUCAAGAAAAUGGAUAUAUGAAGGGUGAUUCAAAUGAUGUUAAUGUACAGAAUAUUUAUGGUAAUGAUGAUAUAAAUAAAUUACAAAAAACAUUGAAGGCCACUCAAAUGGAAAGAGAUCUGUUAAAAAAAAAAAUUGAAAAUGACAAACUAUUAAGUGACACUUCUGAUAUAAAUGACGUCUCUCAGUUAAAAGAGCAAAAUUAUAUAUUGCGGCAGAACUUAAACACAUUAAGAGAAGUAACAAAUUCUACUGGCAAUAACAAUUUCCUUGUUGCAGACGAUUUGACUCGCCAAUUAGAAGCAUUGCAAGAUGAGCUUUUUAAUAAAAGAGCAGAAUGUCAAGAACUUCAAAAUCGUUUGGAUGGUACAACUGAGUCAUUACGUAAAAUUGUUGAUUAUGAACGAACAUCUUCAUCAUUAUCCGAAGACAAAGAACUAAAUCAAGCUAUUGAUGCUCAAAAAGCCAUAAAUAGACAUUUAGUCGAAGAAUUACAGUCUGAAAAAAUUAAAUGGAAAGAAGAAAAAGAAAAAAUGUCUUUGCAAUUAUCUAAUCUACUACGAGAAAAUGAAAAGCAACAGGAACUUUUAGCUAUUGAAUAUGAUAAAAAUCCUCAGAGUGAUGCUGUAUUACAAUCUGAUGUUACCAAGUUAAAUUAUGAUAACACGCAAUUAAAACAAAACUAUGAUGAACUACUGCGUAAAUAUGUAUUAUUACGAAAUGAUUUAUUGUUGGGUGCAAAAGAAAACAGUACUAUCAAUUUUGAUAUAACUUUGGGCAGUGAAAAUUUUGCCAAUAGCACAACAAUUUCUACCGAGGAUAGCACUAUAAUUGCUAAAAAGAAAAACCGCACAGAAUAUAUGGGCAUGUUCCAGUGCUCAAUCGAUGAUGAUCCUAUUGUUGCUAGAAAUUUAAUAAUAGAAUUAAGACCAGAAACUGCUCUUAAACUACUUCCAGGAUUACCAGCUUAUAUUUUGUUUAUGUGUACUCGAUAUCAUGAUUUCCAAAAAGAUGAAAAAAGAAUAGCAUCUUUCUUGACUACUGUUGUAAAAAAUCUCCAGAAAGUCAUGAAGAAACGUCAGCAUCAAGAUUCAAAAAUUUUAUGGCUUUCUAAUACUUUAAGACUUGUUCAUAUACUUAAACAAUAUAGCGGUGAACCUGCCUUUGCUAGUGAUAAUACUAGUAAACAAAACUCUCAGGUCUUACAAAAUUUUGAUUUAGCUGAUUACCGUCAAGUAUUUUGUGAUCAUGCUGUAUUGCUGUAUCAAGAAUUAAUACAUAAAAUGCAAGAAACUAUAAGACCAAUGAUUGUGCCAGCCGUUUUAGAACAUGAUUCACUUGGUAUUGAUUCUGUUCGUAAUGUCAAACGUAGUUUUGGUUCACUAAAAUCAAAUUCACUUCAAUCUCCACCUAGUCCAACUACAAAUACUCUGGAAAAUGAAUUAAAUUCCAUGUAUAGCCAACUUAUGGCCCACGAAAUAGAUAUCGAAGUCAUUGUUCAAAUAUUUAAACAGCUGUACUAUUAUAUUUGUGCUAAUGCAUUAAAUAAUCUUUUAUUACGAAAAGAUUUAAGUUACUGGGCUAAAGGAAUGUCAAUUCGAUUUAAUUUAUCACAUCUUGAGCAAUGGAUUAGAGAUAAAAUCUCACAUCCUCAAGAAGUGGUUAAUACAUUAUUACCCAUUAUACAAGCAUCACAACUAUUGCAAGCUAGAAAGACAGACGAUGAUGUUAGUAGCAUUUGUGAAAUGUGUGACAAAAUGAAUGCUAAUCAAAUUGUUAAGCUUCUUACUUCAUUUAAACCUACUGAUGACUGUGAAGAUCGCAUAUCUAUGGAUUUUAUAAGAAGAGUAAAAGAUAAAUUAGAAGAACGACCUGAAUGUCAAGAUAAAGAAAAAUUAUUAAUGGACACUAAAUAUGAGUAUCCCAUUACAUUCCCUUUUCAUCCAUCUAAUAUACGUCUUGAAGAUAUAGAUGUACCAGAAAUUUUAAAUUUACCAAUGUUGAAAAAAAUGUAGUUCUUAUCAUUUUUCAUUCAAUUAUUACAUAAAAUAUUUAUUAUUGUUGAUUAUAAAAAAUUAUAUAGUUUAUCAUUCCAAUAUACUUUUUUUAUGUAUUGAAUUAUAUAAUGAAAUGGUUGGAUGUAUUUAUUAAAAUUAAAAAAUAAAAUAAUAAAGGCUGUGAAAAUUGUUUUAUCAGAUAAAUGUAUGU